AUGGAAGGUGACCUGGAGCCCUCCAACGGUCUCGUAGACCGCGCGGCGGCAAUGUUGCACGACGGGCUUAAGCGUUACAUUCCGCCGUCCGCGUGCGUGAGUCGCGAUGCAGAGGUCGCCGCCGUGCGGCGGGACAAGGAAUUCUUUGCCAUCGAAAAUGGCGAACUUACCCUCAAGAAGAAGGACAACGUGUUCAAUGCGGACGUAGCAACCGACUUCAAGCUGCAGCAGGCGUUCACCAGGAGAGGUCUGGCCCUGGACCGCGUCGGUCUGGUCUCCUUCAACGUGCACGAGCGUCUCGUGCGAAACUACUUCUUCCUGAAGGAGGGAAGGGCCGUGACCCUAAAGGAUCUGGCAGGAGUCGCACCCCAAAAGGCCGGGGCAGGGGGAGAGGUAAAGGGAAGCCUUCCGCUCCUACCCUCCCGGCCGAAAAGAAGCUGCCGAUGCCUAAAGAACUGCGCCCUUUCCAGCCGCAUGACGAUCACGGCAGGCGUUACUGCUAUGGGUAACCUGGAGGAGGGCUGUGACCUCCCGGCGUCCGGGAAUCCUCCUGAGUGUGACCGCGGACUGCACGUUUGCAUGUCCUGUGGGUCCAAGGACCACGGGGCAGGGAACUGUCCGGCAAACAAGAAGCGUGAGCCUCGUCAGGCCCGGGUGAGUCGCCCGCUCCCACCCCUCCUUCUUCCCCUGGUGCUGUUACGGGCCGUGCCCGCUGUGAGGAAGUUCAACCUCCAGCUGGGGGGUCAGCGUCCUCGCCUGUGGACUGCCAGCCCGGCCGUGGCGAUAGGGGAUUUUCGUGACAGGGCACGCGUUCGUGCCGCGAACAGCCUCGUAGAGCUGAUGUCCUCCUGGUGCAGACAUUUGUCCGAAAAAGGGGUCUGCUGGAGCAUCGAAAAUCCCACCAAUAGCUUGAUUUGGCUUUUCCCUGGUUUGAGUGGGCUCGUGGCCAAAUCUCACGUUGUCACGCUGCAUGCGUGCAUGUUUCGGCGGAAGAGCACCACGUUGGUGUCGAACCGCUCUUGGUUUCGUCGGACAGCCGUGCUGUGCUCUGGAGACCAUGCCCAUGAGUCAUGGGGUCAGGACGUCCUGGAAAAAGCCCCCGUGGGGCGGAAACGUGCUUUCAAGGCGCUGUGCGAGCCGGACUUCGCUGUCAAGGUCACCCUAAAGGGCGACGAUGCCGCACGCUUCUUCAGCUUUUUCCCGCCCUGCAAGAUUCCGCGCCACUGGGACCACUGGCCGAAAGGGUCGAAGCUCCUGGAGAUCGACCGCGAGGGCGCGACCGCGUCGGUCGCCAUCCCUUGCUCACCAGAAGCCUGGUGUAGGCAGGCCUUAGAGCUACCCAACCCGCGUAGGGCGCGUUGUGUCCUCCCUCCCGACAUGCUCGUAGCUCUCGCAGCCGAUGCCGCGGAGGACACCAUUAAGCUUGCGAAGUUGCGUACGGAGGGUUCCGUGAGCCGGGAGACGGCCCUCCGUGAAGGUCUCGACCCCGAAGUCAACCACGUCACUUCCAGUAAGAUGUCUGUGGCUCUGGAACUCUUGUUGCGCGAAAGUGGGUCACGUCGACCCGGACGUCUCUGCCGGUACCGUGACCGAGCGACUGAGCGUGCUGUCUGGGCCGUGACCCGAGAAGAACAGGCCAGUGGGUGGCUGUCUUUCUGCAGCCGCGAAGACCUUUCCGCUCUGGCGGUAGUUUCUCCCAGAGCCUGUGGUGUGCAGGAGAAGGUUCAGAUGGACGGGAUUGACGAGAUAGUCGAGGCCUGUCUUUCCUGGCUUCGUUUUCGUCUGCCGGGGAGCCCCCCUGAGCGCAUCCUCGGUCGUACCUGGGAUCUGAAGAGCGCUUAUAAGCAGCUCGCCGUGCGAGCCGACCACAAGCACUUCGCCAUCAUCUGCCUCAUGGACCCUGAGGCAGACGUUGUCCAAUACUGCCGCUUGCACAGCCUGCCCUUUGGGGCAGUUGCAGCCGUGCAUGCCUUCCUGCGGUGCAGAAAAAGUUUGUUCAUAGCUAUGACCUCUUUUUUCGACGACUUCACGGUGCUGACGUCUGCAGCAAACGCGGCCCACGUUGAGGUCGUUGUCUCCUCAAUGUUCAAGAAACUGGGCUGGCGCGUAGCCACGGAGGAGAAGAAGAACCGCCCCUUUUCUGAGGUUUUCGAUGUUCUCGGCGUCCGAGUGGACCUGUCCCAGCAGUCCGUGGGUGUGGUACAGGUCAGCAACACGCCACAGCGCGUCGCUGAGCUUAAGGACACAGUAGCGGCGAUUAAACAAAAAGGUUCACUUACGUUUGAAGAAGCGCAGCGUCUGUGUGGACGUCUGGUGUUCGCGGAACAACACGUCUGGGGCCGUAACGCCAAACAGGCCGUGGUGGCUGUCGGGGACGUUUCCCCGGCCUCCGAAGCCUCGCAUCCUUUGACUGACGUCCAGCAAGCAGCUUUGGACUUCAUUGAGCAACGCGUCCUGGAUGGGCGCCCCCGGUCUUUCUCUGUUCAACCAUCCAGAACGUUCCACCUUUGGCUGGACGGGGCAUGCGAGUGGGAUGUGUCAAACUCAGUGCCCACGUGUGGCUUUGGGGGUGUCCUCUGGCUGGAUGGCGUGCCUUUGGCCUGGGGAGACACCCUGGACCCCGCCGCGGCGCAAGAAUGGGCAAGCCGCGUCGGUAAAAAGCAGUUAGUUUUCGAGUGCGAGUUGUUGCCCUACUUCAUAUCGCUGCAGCUGUGGGGACGUUUCCUCCGAGACAGUGACCUUCUCGUUUUCAUCGACAACGAUGCCGCUAGAGCGUCCCUAGCCCGCAGUUUCACACGGAAAGAAGAGGGCGCAGCGAUAGUGUUUCAGGCUGUGGAAGCAGAGGAACGUCUCAGCAUCAACGCUUGUUUCCUGAGGGUGCCCACCUCUAGCAACAUCGCAGACGGGCCAAGUCGCGGGGUUUUCGACACGAUCCUCCGUCUUGGGGGUCGUAGGGUUCCCCUGCCGUGCGGGGCGAUACGCAGUGCGUUGGGCCUCUCAGGAGCUGUCUAG
This is a messenger RNA of Symbiodinium natans, 3012 nucleotides long. The record is from the annotation of a GenBank genome assembly. Lineage: Eukaryota; Dinophyceae; Suessiales; Symbiodiniaceae.